GUUGCUAACGCAUGCGCGAUACGGUGCUGUCUGAGACAGAGAGUGGUUUGUGAAUCACAUACCUCAGAUAACCUCAAUUUGCUUAUAUUGUACAAUUUGCUAAUAUUGUACAAUAAUAUUAGGUUAGGAAUUUAGUUUUUGUUCUAUAAUUUACAAUGGAGGUUUGUAAAUAUUACCGUGAAGGAUAUUGUAGAUAUGGAAGUCGAUGUAGAUAUCUUCAUCCAAACAGUAAUGAUUAUUCGUACGGAUAUUCAGAUCAUAACUAUGGGAAAUACUAUGGAGAUGAUUACAACUCAAAAUCCAGACAACAAAAAGGGUAUUCAGGUGGGUCGAGCAACAAUAGUAAUUAUAAUUAUCGGAGCGACAACAGUGAUCAGCGAUACAAAGGUGGAAACAGCAAUUCAUCAAACCAGAAUACCUACGAUUUGUGGUCAUUGAUAGAAAAAGAGCUGAAAGUUGUAGAAGAAGGGCGCCAAUGGCCGCUGACGUGCUUUUCAGUGUCUCGCGAGUACGGCAACGUGCCCGGGUGGGACGACCACUCGCCCGAGGAGUUGCGUCACGAAUACUACAAAUCUUUCAAAGAAGGAACCGUCGACCAGUUUGUAAGUGUUGUAUUUGAAAAUUUCUAUUGUACAGCUCUACAAACUUGCGGAGGAAGGAGGAAUGAUUUUAAAUCAAAAUCCAGGGCAUUGCCAAUACUGGAAGCGUUAAUACGAAAUAGAGAGAGCUAUGAAAGUAGCAACAAUGCAGCUUCAAGCACGCAAGACCAAAAUACGAACCUAUGGCAAAACAAAGCAGGCAGCCAGCAAUCGACUAGUCUGUUUGGAGGAAACAGUGGCACCACUGGGCUAUUUGGUGGCAACAACAGCUCUAAUCAACCAGCAACGGGAAUAUUCGGCGGCAAUAAUACUACCACUCCUCAGACGACAGGGAUAUUUGGUGGAAACAGUAGUACUACUCCACAGGCAACUGGAAUAUUUGGAGGAAAUAGUUCACAGCAGGCAACUGGGUUAUUUGGGAACAACAGUGCUCAACCGGCCACUGGAAUUUUUGGUGGGGGCAGCUCUACACCGCAAACAGCAGGGUUAUUUGGUGGAAACAGCAGUUCUACUGGUAUAUUCGGUGGAAAUAUGAAUUCCACUCAGCAGACUACUGGAAUAUUCGGUGGAAACAGCGCUCAGGUUCAGCCAAACGUAUUUUCCAAUACUCAGUUCACCAAUACAGGCGGCACAUUUUCGUUUAAUUUGCCUCAGGCUCAACAGAACUCUAAUAGUUUUUUGUCAGGUGCAAAUCCAGUUGCCUCUUCCGUGUUCCAGUCGACUGCUUCUCCUUUCCAAUCUCAACAAGUCUCACAAAACACACCAAACAUUUUCCAGCAAUCAGCGCAAGUGUCGUCAACACCGUUCAACCAACCAGUUCAAUCAGUAUUCAUGUCCACAGGUGUUGACGAUGACCUGAUGAAUUAUACAAUGCAGGAAGCUCUAACCGAAUCCGAGUUAGCCAUGUAUCAAGCUAAGGCAUUCCAAUUUGGAAAAAUUCCUUUGAAACCACCGCCAAAAGAAGUAUGUUGAUAGGACAAAUCUUUUUGUACAAAGCUGCUUAUUAGUGAUAAUUAUUCGGAAUUUGUCAAUAUAUAUACAUGUAAUAUGUUUUUGGAAUAAUGACUGAGAUAAAUAUAAUAUUUAUCACCUAAUUAAAUAUUUCAUGUGCUUGUGUCUCUGACAAUAAUUGAAAAUUAUUUUCUCACUAUUUGCCAUCAAAGUCUUUCGAUAAUGCAGACUGAAGAUGUGUAAUCAGUAUUUACCUUAUAAUGAUUAAAGUCAGUUAGACUUGAUAAUAUAUUACAGAGGAACAUUUGAAAAAGAAAAGUAGGAGCUGUAAAAAUGCUUGUGAAAAGUUUUCGAUGAUUCGAUGAGAGUUUAAUUAUUAUAAUUUAUGAUCAUUAAGUCAAUACAUACACAAUUAUCAAACCAGAGGAAGGUUAAAUCUCAGAAUUGAUUCUCACCAAUAUGCGAGUACCCAUUGAUAGGAAUUGGAGAAACAUGUCUAUUAAGUUAUUCAAUGAGCUUGCCCCUGAAGUAAGACUGUUGAGUACCUCACUAUUCAAGUCACACGUAAAAGGCUUACUCACAGAAAGAUGUCUCUAAUCUGUUGGAGAAUUUUUUGAAUAGCUUCAGUGUUCAUCUGUUUAACUGUUACAGCUUUGUUGUGACUUGUGUUGGAUCCCGUUUUAAUACCUGCAAUUCAUCAAUUGCUGCUGUUUUAUUACUAUUUGCCAAUUUUGUUGUAAAUUUUUUUACAAAAAUAUUUGACUAUAUUAUUAGUAUUUUAAAAAUAAACUAUUUUGAUUGUUUUUAAUUUUAUUGUAUUUUGACGUUUGUUACAACACUUUUGCCCGGUUGCACAACAGCCGGUUAAAUUUUAACGCGAGAACCGGUUAAAUUGGUUCCACGAGAACCAAUCAGAGAAGCCGUCUUAUCAAGAAGGCCUUCUCUGAUUGGUUCUCGUGAAAUUAAUCACGGUUAAAAAUUAACCGGCUGUUGUGCAACCGGCACUUUGUGUUUCAUGACAAUAAAGGAUUACGGUAUUGAUAUUGAUAUCAAUUCAUAAAAAUCUAAUUUCUUUUUUAAUGAUU
This is a messenger RNA of Nilaparvata lugens (brown planthopper), 2635 nucleotides long. Its product is annotated as nuclear pore complex protein Nup98-Nup96. The transcript is spliced from 5 exons. The coding region runs from base 156 to 1571 and encodes 471 amino acids. Gene Ontology annotation, molecular function: metal ion binding. The record is from RefSeq and is a predicted model, not a curated record. NCBI's taxonomy places the organism in Eukaryota, Metazoa, Arthropoda, Insecta, Hemiptera, Delphacidae.